AUGGUUAAUACAAAGGUGACGCCGAGAAAAUCUAAAGAGAUAUGUCCGGUGUGUUUUACUGAAUUGGACGGGAAAGAUGCCUGGGCCGCUCACGUGUUGAAGUGUGCUAGCAGCAUGUUGGUGUGCGAGAAAUGUCAUGUGUCCUUUAAGAAGAAGGAAUAUUUGGUGAAGCACAUGAAGUUGAAACAUGCAGAAAGCGAUCAUGCGUCUAAAGAGCCAGAGCAUGAUGAAGCAGGUCCAAAUAGUCCAGUACCGAAUAACAGCGACAGCGGGAGUGACUGGGAUGAAGAUCCAGGGGUACAGCUGGAGGAACCUCCCAAAGAAAAGGAUCCUGAACCCCCAACUAAAACCACUAGUUUGCUGACAGGACGCAUAUUCAGAAAGCGGACCGCACCUAGCCCAGUACCCACUACACGGAAAGUAGUCUGCAGAUCUGAACCUGAUCCAGAACCUAAUGUUGAGAAGACUGUGGAUAGGGGGAUGCAGACCGAUUCCCAUGCAAACAUUAGAGUGGAUCAGGGGACCCAGACGGCAGGUUUUAGAAUGCGAGUGAAAGAGGUUACAGUCACCAAGUAUCAUGACAAUGGCAGAAGUGUGGAGAAAAUUGUAGAAAGAGAAGAAUUUUAUAAUAUGUAA
Molecule: messenger RNA, 636 nt
Organism: Saccostrea cuccullata (small rock oyster)
Lineage: Eukaryota; Metazoa; Mollusca; Bivalvia; Ostreida; Ostreidae
Exons: 1
Coding region: 1-636 (211 amino acids)
Source: RefSeq, a predicted model, not a curated record